Messenger RNA from Aspergillus wentii DTO 134E9, 1656 nucleotides. Its product is annotated as UV-endonuclease UVE-1. The record is from RefSeq and is a predicted model, not a curated record. Gene Ontology annotation, cellular component: mitochondrion; nucleus. Gene Ontology annotation, molecular function: endonuclease activity. Lineage: Eukaryota; Fungi; Ascomycota; Eurotiomycetes; Eurotiales; Aspergillaceae. The transcript has 2 exons. Gene Ontology annotation, biological process: nucleotide-excision repair; mitochondrial DNA repair; response to UV. The coding region runs from base 1 to 1656 and encodes 551 amino acids.
AUGGAUCCGGAGUCGGACGAUAAUGUUCCUAUCGAGGCGGAGGAGCUUGAAGAUGCCAUUACGAGGCCUCCGCCGGUGAACAGUAGCUAUCUACCUUUGCCCUGGAAAGGGCGAUUGGGCUAUGCAUGCUUGAAUACGUACCUACGGUUCGCGAAUCCUCCCGUCUUCUGCUCCCGGACAUGCCGCAUUGCUUCGAUUUUGGAUAAUCGACAUCCACUCACAGACCCUUCCCAACCGCCCCAUCCGGUUAAAAAUCGUCCGGACAAGAGCCAGCCUGCUGAUGUGGCCCGAGGCCAGACAUACGUGGAGACAUUGGGACUCACCAAUGCUCGGGACAUCGCAAAGAUGAUCCGUUGGAACGACUUCUAUGGCAUCAAGUUUAUGCGCCUGAGUAGCGAGAUGUUCCCCUUUGCAAGCCACAAAGAGUAUGGAUAUAAGCUGGCUCCUUUUGCUUCUGAAGUGUUGGCAGAAGCAGGCCGGGUGAUUGCUGAACUCGGUCAUCGGGUGUCCGUCCAUCCCGGUCAAUUCACCCAGUUGGGCUCCCCCAAAACAGAGGUGGUCGAAAGUUCGUAUCGCGACUUGGAGUAUCACUCUGAAUUGUUACAGCUUCUCAAGUUGCCCCCUCAGCAAGACCGCGAUGCUGUCAUGAUCCUCCACAUGGGUGGUGUCUUUGGGGACAAAGAGGCGACCUUGGAUCGAUUUCGGGAAAACUAUAAAAAACUUUCACAAGAUGUAAAGAACCGGCUUGUGUUGGAAAAUGACGAUGUCAGUUGGUCGGUUCAUGAUUUAUUACCAAUCUGUGACGAGUUGAAUAUCCCUCUUGUGCUUGACUACCAUCAUCAUAACAUCAUUUUCGACGAGAGCCAAGUACGUGAAGGAACAUUGGACAUCAUGAGUCUCUAUGACCGGAUCAAGGCAACGUGGACACGGAAGAAUAUCACACAAAAGAUGCAUUAUUCGGAGCCUACAGCAGCCGCCGUUACUAAACGCCAGCGACGGAAGCACAGCGAACGAGUUUCCACUCUUCCCCCGUGUGAUCCUACGAUGGAUUUGAUGAUUGAAGCUAAGGAUAAGGAACAGGCCGUGUUCGAGUUGAUGAGAACUUUCAAACUACCCGGCCAUGAACUGUUCAACGACAUCAUCCCGCACACCCGGGAGGAUGAGAAUAAACAAUUUAAACCGCCCCGAAAAACCAAGAAGAAGGCGGGCUUUGUAGACCUUGAAGGUGCCGUUCCUCCCCCUCGAACUAUUUCCGAGGAAGAUUUUGGGAUGGGCGGUCCUCACAGAAGAGUCUACUGGCCUCCCGGCAUGGAAGAAUGGCUUCGACCAAAGAAGGUCGUCCGCAAAACUACGAAAAUCCCAGCUAAAUCCAGUGUAUCCAAGAAAAAAACCGAACCAGACACGGAUGUCCAAGAAGUCGAUGAGAUCGAGAAUGGUAUGUUGGAAACGCCUAAACCGAAAGCUACCCGUCAGGUCAAAACCCAAACCCGCAGGAAACGCAAAGUAUCAGAAACUUUAUCAACAACAUCACCUUCAGAGGCAGAUGAUCAAGAUGUUUCUGAGACGCAGAACACCACACCAGCACAGAAGAGUGGUGUUCGUCGGAGUCGAAGAGCAAAAAAGGUCAACUAUGAAGAAGAAAGCGAACCAGGGUGA